AUGGCAUUGACAUCAUUUGGCUCUUUUGGUCCUCGAGUUGGAUCUUUGACAACACGUGAUCCUUAUUAUUGGGGGGACACAUUUUAUGACGAUGCCUUCUCUCAUUUGCGUCGUGAUGUUGACAGGAUUCUAAACGAUUUUCGAACUGACACUUUUAAUACUGGGAGAUGGAGUCCUACAACUUAUCGAUCGGAUCUUACUUUUCAACCUCGCGUUGAUGUUCCGAAAGAAAAUAUAAACCUCGAUAUUCGUGGUGACAAUCUUAUAAUUAGUGGUGAAUCUUCAUCAGACGAUUCUUGUGAUAGUGCUACAGGAUACCGAUCUAUCGCUUUGCCAUUUAAUGUUAACACGGAAAAAGCUGAAGCUAGAUAUGACCGAGGUGUUCUAGAAAUUAAGCUUCCGUACGAAGAUAAUGUUAGCCGUCGUCGCAUCAACAUAACUUAA
This is a messenger RNA of Racocetra fulgida, 444 nucleotides long. Lineage: Eukaryota; Fungi; Glomeromycota; Glomeromycetes; Diversisporales; Gigasporaceae. The record is from the annotation of a GenBank genome assembly.